This is a messenger RNA of Myotis brandtii (Brandt's bat), 1577 nucleotides long. It is a transcript of the gene TM6SF2, whose product is annotated as transmembrane 6 superfamily member 2. The transcript has 7 exons. Gene Ontology annotation, cellular component: endoplasmic reticulum-Golgi intermediate compartment membrane; endoplasmic reticulum membrane. The record is from RefSeq and is a predicted model, not a curated record. Bases 91 to 1014 code for a protein of 307 amino acids. Gene Ontology annotation, biological process: lipid homeostasis; regulation of lipid metabolic process. Lineage: Eukaryota; Metazoa; Chordata; Mammalia; Chiroptera; Vespertilionidae.
CGCCCUCACCAGGAGGGGGUUGGGUCUCAACCCUGGCUCUGGCCUCUCUGACUUCGUUUUCCUCUUCACAGUCCCCUUGGGGUGGCCUUGAUGAGUGCCCUGAUCCUCGGUCAGCUCUUUGUGGCUAUCUAUAGCUUGUCCCGCGGGGAGAUCUACUACGACCCACACUACGCUGUGUUUGCAGUAUUUGCCUUCACCUCGGUGGUGGACCUCCUUAUCGCUCUCCAGGAAGAUGGCUACAUGGUGGGCUUCGUGGAGUUCUACACCAAGGAGGGUGAGCCAUACCUACGCACUGCACACGGAGUCUUCAUCUGCUACUGGAAUGGCAUCGUUCACUACCUCCUUUACCUGGCCAUGGCUGGUGCCAUCCACAGAAGGAAGAGGUACCGGAACCUUGGACUGUAUUGGCUCGGGUCCUUCGUCAUGAGCAUCCUGGUGUUUCUCCCAGGAAACAUCCUUGGUAAGUACUUGGCUUUGAGGAAUCCUACCUCCCUGAUCUGGAACGAGGGGUGUGAGCCCUGUCUGGGAGGAUGGGGAAAGCUUUUGGUGGGAGGGAUAUUUGAGGUGGGUUGUUGGUUUGUCUGUUGGCCGCAGGUGGUGCUUGACUGCCCCACAGAUGCCUGCUUUGUCUAUAUUUAUCAGUACGAACCAUACCUACGGGACCCUGUGGCCUACCCAAAGGUGCAGAUGCUGGUGUAUAUGUUCUAUGCAUUGCCCUUCUAUGGCCUGGCUGCCUAUGCCCUUAUCUUCCCUGGAUGUUCCUGGCUACCUGAUUGGGCCUUGGUGUUUGCUGGAGCCAUUGGCCAGGCGCAGUUCUCACACAUGGGUGCCUCCAUGCACCUGCGCACACCCUUCACCUACCGUGUGCCGGAGGAUGCCUGGGCCUGCUUCUUCGUGUGCAACAUGCUGUAUGCCCUGGGCCCGCACCUGCUGGCCUACCGCUGCCUGCUGAGGCCAGCCUUCUUCCAGCGCCUGCCACCCAGCUCCCAAGUCCUCCACGAGAAGCAGCACUGAGGGGGCCUGUGGGACGCCCCAGGACUCCUUUAACACACCCAGCGGGCCCUGCCCCAGAAGGAUGGGUUGGGUUUUUUGGAGGCAGGAGGUACACCCAUGGUGUCUUUGUUUCUGGCUCUGAUGGCUUCAAGGCCAGCUGGUGGGUUGGGAACCCAAAGGCCGGGUGUUCAGGCAGAGAGGGCCACAGCCACACUCAGCUGUCACUGCUCCCCAACCUCUGUGGGUUCUUCUCCUUUGCCAAGUUUAUCCUUUACCCCCAGGGAUCCUUUUGCUAAAAGCCCUUCUGAUGCCUAAAAUGUUGCUGCCUGAGUGAUUCAGGGGGCAGGGGUGAGGGACUGUCUUUUCAAACCCCACAAAGGCCCACCAUCACUGCCAGUGUGACUGUCAGGGACAGAAGGUGCCAGACAGCAGAAGCCUGUCUCCGGUUGGUGCGCACAGCUCCACUUUCCAGGUGGGGAAAACAGACUUGGAGAGGAUCCGAACCUGCCUGGAGUCACAAUCAGGACAAGAGUCCGAAGCCCUAUUUCUGCUAAUAAAUUAUAAUGAAUACUGUGGCAUCGUUA